Saxophila tyrrhenica is the source of this 1254-nucleotide messenger RNA. RefSeq lists its product as uncharacterized. Gene Ontology annotation, cellular component: cytoplasm. NCBI's taxonomy places the organism in Eukaryota, Fungi, Ascomycota, Dothideomycetes, Mycosphaerellales, Extremaceae. The record is from RefSeq and is a predicted model, not a curated record. Bases 1 to 1254 code for a protein of 417 amino acids. The transcript is spliced from 2 exons. Gene Ontology annotation, biological process: maturation of SSU-rRNA.
AUGGCAGACUCCGAUUCCGAUUCCUCUCUCAGCGACACAACCGACCUCGCUACUAACGUCCUGCUCGGCUAUGCCUCCAAAGACCCCACCAUAGACGACUUCAGCCAGCUCGGCGGACAACCAACAUGGCUUGACAAAUCUUAUACCCCCGAUGGUCGACUAGCGAAAUGCAAAGUCUGUAACAGCGUCCUGUGUCUACUUCUACAAUUGAAUGGAGAUUUACCGGAGCGCUUUCCAGGGCAUGAGAGGAAGGUCUAUGUGUUUGGGUGCAGGAGGAAGGCGUGUAGGCGCAAGGAGGGGAGUGUGAGGGCGAUCAGGGCGGAGAGGAGGUAUGAGAUGGCUACGGAUGGUGAAAGAGAGACGAGGAACGGGGAGAGGGCAGAGGAAAAGAAGGUGAAUCUGGGAGAGACCUUAUUUGGUGCUAAAGCGCCUACAGCUGCGCAGAGUAAUCCGUUCGCUUCUGGACCUUCUACGGGGCCAGCAAAUCCCUUCGCGGCAAAAACAGCAGCUCCGGCGUCAAAUCCUUCUCCAGGUCAGGAGCCUGCUUCAUCAGCGACAGCAACAGACAACCUGGCCGAAAGCUUCGCACAGAAAGCUCGUAUCUCCUCCGACUCGCGUCCCGCCGCACCCACUCCACCACCUAGCACACCGGAACGCUGGCCCGAAGACCCCAAACCCUACACUCGCUACCAUCUCGACGCCGACACAGAAUACCUCGACCCAACCUUCGGAGCCGACGACGUGCCUUCCAACGCGCGCGUCGAAACGAACGGCGAAGGGAGCUCCAGCAGUGCUGCCGAAGACAAAGCGCUCUUCGAAAGCACAAUGGACAAGACCUUCCAACGUUUCGCGGACCGACUGUCGCAGAAUCCAGAGCAGGUGCUUCGAUAUGAAUUUGGGGGCCAGCCGUUGCUCUAUGCGAGGACCGAUACGGUGGGCAAGAUGCUUGCGCCUGCUGCUGAGGGUGGAAGGAUCCAGACGUCUGGAGCGACAUUCGCUAGCUCAUUGAAAGUCCCUCGGUGUGGGAACUGCGGCGCUGGUAGGGUUUUUGAGUUGCAGCUUACGCCGCAUAUGAUUGCUGACCUGGAGGCGGAUGACCCGGCAAUCGAUGGGAUGGAGUGGGGCACCAUCAUCGUCGGCGCGUGUGGCGAAGACUGUCAGGAGAAGGAGAAGACGGUGGGCGAAGUUGGGUAUCUGGAGGAAUGGGUCGGCGUUCAGUGGGAGGAGGUUGCCGAUCAUCGUGCGAGGAGAUAG